AUGAAAUUAGGAUUAGUUCUUAUUUCUGUUUUGGCACUUUCUCAAGUUUGCCUUUGCUUCCACGAAGUUCCUCACAUGCUUGUACUCGCUAUUGCUAAGAAAGAAUUAAUGAAAAAUGAUAUGGAAGUAUACAAUAUUACUGCCAAGUACUUAGACACUUACUCUACUUAAGGUGUUGAUACAGUUUCUACUACAACCUACGAAGAGAAUGCUGUUUGGGCUGAUGAUAUUAAGGUCUAUGGUGAUGCCUAAAAAGCUAUGGAAAUGUGGCAUUACAUUGGCAACAAAGACAGUAACCCUUAAAAUCUCACCCCAUUGAAGAAAGAUCCUAUGGCUGAUUCCGAAAAUGCCUUGAAUGCCUACAAUAAUAUCGUCAAAGUUUUAACUAAUGAAAAGUUUGUUGGUUAAAUGACAGAAUUCAAAGUAAAUAUGUUAAAGAUGCUCGUUCACAUUGUUGGUGAUAUUCAUAUGCCUCAUCACACUGGUAGCUUUUACAAUGCCACAUACAAGAAUGAUAAAGGUGAAUUCUGGGGCGAUUUAGGUGGUAACAGAUAAAUGAUUAACUUCUACACUAGCACUGGUGAAAUGAAAAAAACCAAUAUUCACUUCUAUUUUGACUCUUCUUGCUUCUUCUACACCUGGACUAAUAGAUUGGUUAGACCUCUUAACGAAACAUUCAAGAUUUACUUCUAAAGAGAACUUGAUAGAAUUGUAGCUCAAUAUCCAAAAGAAUCUCUCAAUAUCGACAACACAAAAACUUUCAGUGAUUGGGCUGACGAAAGCUGGAACUUAGCUUUGAACAAUGUUUACCCCUUCUUAUUGUCAAAAAAUGAAAUUCACUAUGGUGAUGAUUUCUAUAACAGUAGUUUUGAUAUGAUUCAAAAGAGAAUUGUUACUGCUGGAUACAGACUUGCUUAUACUUUAUAAAAACUCUUUACACCUGAAAAGGGUUUGAUCAAGGCAAAUACUCCUCUCUCUUAUCAAUAACCUAUUGCAAAUAACAAUAAUAACAGCAUUAACAAUCAAAAAGAUAAUACCAAUCAAACUCUUGCCAGUACUUAUGAAAGCUCUGACAAUCAAUCCAACAAAGCUAUGGCUAUUGUUUUUGGAGUCUUAUUCGGAUUAACUUUUGUUGCUUUUAUUUUUAGUAUUAUUUACUUCAAGAAAACAGUAUCUCCUUCAACUUAUUAAAGAACUUCAAAUGAUUUGAUUGAAGCUAAGAAUAUUAACGUAUAAAAGCUUGCCAGCACUGAAAACAACUUGUGA
This is a messenger RNA of Tetrahymena thermophila SB210, 1266 nucleotides long. Its product is annotated as P1/s1 nuclease. Lineage: Eukaryota; Ciliophora; Oligohymenophorea; Hymenostomatida; Tetrahymenidae. Gene Ontology annotation, biological process: DNA catabolic process. The record is from RefSeq and is a predicted model, not a curated record. Gene Ontology annotation, molecular function: endonuclease activity; nucleic acid binding. The transcript has 2 exons.